This is a messenger RNA of Coregonus sp. 'balchen', 2536 nucleotides long. The record is from the annotation of a GenBank genome assembly. Lineage: Eukaryota; Metazoa; Chordata; Actinopteri; Salmoniformes; Salmonidae.
AUGGCUGCCUGUCUUCCCGAGGCUGGCUUCACCCUGCCCCACAACGAGCCCUGCUAUGUCACCGGUCUGGGACAUCUCUACAGUGUGUCUGAACCUUCCUAAUUUUGUCUAUUAUUUUCCUGUGUGGAAACCUGGUUACAGUGGGGGAAAAAAGUAUUUAGUCAGCCACCAAUUGUGCAAGUUCUCCCACUUAAAAAGAUGAGAGAGGCCUGUAAUUUUCAUCAUAGGUACACGUCAACUAUGACAGACAAAUUGAGAAAAAAAAAUCCAGAAAAUCACAUUGUAGGAUUUUUAAUGAAUUUAUUUGCAAAUUAUGGUGGAAAAUAAGUAUUUGGUCACCUACAAACAAGCAAGAUUUCUGGCUCUCACAGACCUGUAACUUCUUCUUUAAGAGGCUCCUCUGUCCUCCACUCGUUACCUGUAUUAAUGGCACCUGUUUGAACUUGUUAUCAGUAUAAAAGACACCUGUCCACAACCUCAAACAGUCACACUCCAAACUCCACUAUGGCCAAGACCAAAGAGCUGUCAAAGGACACCAGAAACAAAAUUGUAGACCUGCACCAGGCUGGGAAGACUGAAUCUGCAAUAGGUAAGCAGCUUGGUUUGAAGAAAUCAACUGUGGGAGCAAUUAUUAGGAAAUGGAAGACAUACAAGACCACUGACAAUCUCCCUCGAUUUGGGGCUCCACGCAAGAUCUCACCCCGUGGGGUCAAAAUGAUCACAAGAACGGUGAGCAAAAAUCCCAGAACCACACGGGGGGACCUAGUGAAUGACCUGCAGAGAGCUGGGACCAAAGUAACAAAGCCUACCAUCAGUAACACACUACACCGCCAGGGACACAAAUCCUGCAGUGCCAGACGUGUCCCCCUGCUUAAGCCAGUACAUGUCCAGGCCCGUCUGAAGUUUGCUAGAGUGCAUUUGGAUGAUCCAGAAGAGGAUUGGGAGAAUGUCAUACGGUCAGAUGAAACCAAAAUAUAACUUUUUGGUAAAAACUCAACUCGUCGUGUUUGGAGGACAAAGAAUGCUGAGUUGCAUCCAAAGAACACCAUACCUACUGUGAAGCAUGGGGGUGGAAACAUCAUGCUUUGGGGCUGUUUUUCUGCAAAGGGACCAGGACGACUGAUCUGUGUAAAGGAAAGAAUGAAUGGGGCCAUGUAUCGUGAGAUUUUGAGUGAAAACCUCCUUCCAUCAGCAAGGGCAUUGAAGAUGAAACGUGGCUGGGUCUUUCAGCAUGAUAAUGAUCCCAAACACACCGCCCGGGCAACGAAGGAGUGGCUUCGUAAGAAGCAUUUCAAGGUCCUGGAGUGGCCUAGCCAGUCUCCAGAUCUCAACCCCAUAGAAAAUCUUUGGAGGGAGUUGAAAGUCUGUGUUGCCCAGCGACAGCCCCAAAACAUCACUGCUCUAGAGGAGAUCUGCAUGGAGGAAUGGGCCAAAAUACCAGCAACAGUGUGUGAAAACCUUGUGAAGACUUACAGAAAACGUUUGACCUGUGUCAUUGCCAACAAAGGGUAUAGAACAAAGUAUUGAGAAACUUUUGUUAUUGACCAAAUACUUAUUUUCCACCAUAAUUUGCAAAUAAAUUCAUAAAAAAUCCUACAAUGUGAUUUUCUGUAAAAAAUAUUCUCAUUUUGUCUGUCAUAGUUGACGUGUACCUAUGAUGAAAAUUACAGGCUUCUCUCAUCUUUUUAAGUGGGAGAACUUGCACAAUUGGUGGCUGACUAAAUACUUUUUUCCCCCACUGUAUAUGUUUCCCGGCCCAACCCUGUGGGCAUUAUGGUUCAGAAACCCUUACCAGGGUAUGGGUCAAUUCCAUAUCAAUUCAGGAAGUACACUGAAAUUCCAAUUCCACAUUUUCCUAAUUGAAACACAUUGAAGAAAAUCGAAAUGGAACUGACCCGAGCCCUGGCUCUUACCUGAGCUUUUGUGAUUCUGUUGUGAUCCUCAGAUGGAGGCCCCAUCACUGACAUCCUGCAGCAGGUCCUCGUGCCUGUCAUUGACCAUGCAAGCUAUACACAGCCUAACUGGUGGAGGGCCCUGACCACUGACAUGUUGGUCUGUGCUGGAGGAGGUGGCGUCGUAACAACCCUGUGUUCACCUUGAAAAAACGUUAUGUCAAAAACAUUAGAAAAUAAUUAUAAAUAAACAUUUAACUGAUGGAAUAUGCUGUUUUUAAGGGAAUGGGGUUUGGGGGUAAUUGUUUAAAUUAAAUAAUUCAAGUGAAGCCAAUAAUAUGGCCUCAAUUCUACAUUCAAAAGUAGCCCAACAACAUUGAAACUUACCAUAUCUCAGUCCAAUACCUCGAGUCAUCUUGCACCUUGAUUUCACCUAAUGUAACUUUUCCAUGAUGACCCAGGGUGACUCUGGUGGCCUCCUGAACUGCCAGAACGCCGAUGGCUCCUGGAUUGGUCAUGGUGUGCUGAGCGUCUGCUCUGGUCAGGGUUGUAACGUCUCACAGAAACACAGCAUCUUCACCAAAGUCAUAUCCCAUAUCGACUGGAUCAACACUGUAAGUGACCCCAGCUCCUUUUCACUGUGA